ACAAAGCUUCAAAUCUCAUGUUUAGACAAGACGAAAAUGAAAGCCUGGUGGAUACUUCUUUUGUUUGCCAUCACAAUAGAAUUGAAUAACAAACUUUGUCAUGCCAAAGGUGAUUUGAGUGAAAACAGUAACGAAAGCAAAGGUGAUCGGAGUAAAAAUAGUGGAGAAAGCAAAGAGGAUACGAAAGAAAACAGCGGUGAGAGCAAAGGUGGUCGGAGUGGAAAAAGUGCCGAAAGCAAAGGUAAUGGGAGUGGUAAAAGUGGCGAAAGCAAAGGUGAUCGGAGUAAAAACAGUGGCGAAAGCAAAGGUGGUCAGAGUAAAAUCAGUGGCGAAAGCAAAGGUGAUAUAAGUAAAAACAGUGGAGAAAGCAAAGAAGGGAGCGGAGCAUGCCAGUAUGAUCUAAUUUUUGUCCUCGAUAUUUCAUCUUCACUUGGACCUAGUGGGUUUGAAAAGACAAAGGACUAUGUAAUUGAAACAAUCAACAAAAAUAAAGUGGGUCCUGGGCAAACUCAGAUUGGAAUAAUAACAUUUUCGGAUGAUGCUAAAAUGGAUAUACCACUGAAACAGUACAAGAAAAAAGAUAAACUGAUAGAAGCCAUUAGAAGCAUCCAAUGGAAGGGUGGUGUAACUAAUACUUUCAAAGGUCUAAAUGUAUUACGACUUGAAGGUUUUACCAAGAAAAAUGGAUAUCGCAAAAAGAUGGAAAAAAUUGGUAUCUUAGUCACAGACGGGAAGUCCACAAAUGAACAGAAAACACACUCCGAGGUGGAAUUAUUGGAAUUUGAGGGUAUCAAACUGUUUACCAAGGGCAUAAGUGAUGACAUCGACGAAGAAGCACUAAGAACCAUUGGUGAUGAAGUCCCAGAAAUAGACUGCUUAUAAUUCAACAUCUAGUUAUGUGACCGGUACAUGUUAUACAUGCGUUUAUAAUUAAAACAUUUUUGAAUGGAGUAAAACAUACAAGCAGAAUCGUUUCAAUAUUGUCAGCUAAGUGAGUUGAAAAAUAAAAGCAAAUAAAUUCAAAUGAAAAUUUAA
Messenger RNA from Mytilus trossulus (common blue mussel), 1035 nucleotides. Its product is annotated as collagen alpha-1(XIV) chain-like. Bases 37 to 882 code for a protein of 281 amino acids. The record is from RefSeq and is a predicted model, not a curated record. NCBI's taxonomy places the organism in Eukaryota, Metazoa, Mollusca, Bivalvia, Mytilida, Mytilidae. The transcript is spliced from 3 exons.